GGAGAGAGAGGGAAUGUGUGUGUGUGUGCGUGAGAGAGAGAGAUAUAGAGAGAGAGAGAGAGAGAGAGAGAGAGAGAGAGAGAGAGAGAGAGAGAGAGAGAGAGAGAGAGAGUUUACAAUUUCAAUCCAACCAAUGAGACGGUCGAUACACUAGGAUUUUCAUAGUUGUGCAGGAGCACAAAGUGAGCUGAUUGUGUGAACUUCCAGGUAAAACUGCAAACCGUCUCUAGCCCUCGAGGCUGCUCCUCCAGGCUUUGAUGCCCUCACUCUUUGAAGCAGGUGGACAGACGCAGGCAUGAGUAACAGUGGGACCAAAGAGCCGUCUCCCCAGCCGAGCACUGCCCAGUCACCUCCUGAACCUCAGCGCAGAGGCAGGGGUCGGCCACGGAAACAGCAGCAGGAGCCUGUUGGACCACCAACUCCAAAGCGACCGAGAGGACGACCGAAAGGCAGCAAGAACAAAGGACCCAGAACUGCACUGAAGAAAGUGGAGCCCGUUGGGGAGAAACGACCACGUGGGCGACCAAGGAAAUGGCCCCAGAAAGUAGUUCAAGUAGCUGAAGAGCAGCAGGGCUCUUCAGAAGAGGCUGAGGAGGGUCCCUCGCAGCUCAAGCCCUCAACGUCUCAGGUUCCAGCGCAGGAGGAAGGGGAGUAGAUAGGAUGCCUCUCUACCUACCUCAAGGUUUGGCCUCAAACAAACAUGGAUACUGUCUGGCUCCUAUCUGUGACUGGGAUUCAUAAACAAACACACACACAUACACACACACACACACACACACACACAAAAAUCAUUGCAGUGGUUUCUUCUCCCGACCUGAUACUGUAUCCUGGUUUUAUUGGUUCACUGUAAGAGUUUGGUGAACAAACUCUGUUUUAACAUUGAAUAAUUUGAUCUUUGGACAUGUUUUUUUUAAGGGAAUAGUUCGACAUUUUGGGGAAUACGCUUAUUCACUUUCCGGCUGAGAGUUGCAUUAGAAGAUUGAUACCACUCUCAUGUGUGUGCAUGUGUGCGGUAGAGCUAUUGUCAGCAGGUUAGCUUAGCUUAGCACAAAAACUGGAAACAGGAGGAAAUAGUUAGCCUGGCUCUGUCCAAAGGUAACAAAAUCUACCUACCAGCACCUCUAAAGCUCAGCUCAUUAAUUAACAAGUUAUAUCUCAUUUGUUUGAUCCGUACACAAAGUGGAAAAACGACAAUUUUUUGUUUACUGUUUACAGAGGUCAUGUGCCUUUUGAGUUUUAAAGGUGCUGGUAUGUGGAUUCUGUUUGUUUCCAGUCUUUAUGCUAAGCUAAGCGCGCUUGCUUGAUGGACAGGCUUGCAGGUUAAAAUGAGAGAAGUGUGGGUGGGUAAAGGAACCAACCUGAACCUGAAGUUUUAUUGAAACAUGUUUUUAAAUCAAGUGGCAUGAAUCCUCACAUGAAAUGGGAGCAAGACGGUGACAUUUUUAGCAAUGUUACAAUAUAAACAUGGUGCGCUGAAGUCGUUAUUAUGAAAGUAGACGUGAAGAGUUUUCUUCCUCAAUGAAAUAUCCAAUAUUUUAUGUUCUUUGCUCAGAAUAAAAAAUGCAAAGAAUUACAUUAGAUCAAUUGUCAAUGUAAGCAAGAGUUCAGUUCAGAUUAAUAAUCUCAAUGUUUGUUUUUUUCCUUCUAACCAGCAGCAAGAAAAAAAGCACCCAAAGGUUUAAAUGGAUGUCUCAUUUUUGGAAAGAAACCCUUCAUAUAUACUUUAGUCAACAACAGUGUUGACGUGUCAUUUUACCACACUCAGGAUUUUACUAUUACAGUGCUUUUACACCAUAUUGAAACCUCAGGUACAAAGCUAUUCAGGAACAUGUUGUCAGUCUACUCAGUAAUUAUUGUGCUGUGUUUGUUGUGCAUUUCUGAUCUGUAUUUGACAUUACCAGUAUGCCUUGACACAAAGACCUCAUUUAAACCUCAGUUGUCCUCAGCUUCUUAAUCUCUCAUACUACCUCAGUAACACAAACGAUCUCCAACAAAGUAACUCUCCACUCCCUCAGCAGCACACACACACACACACACACACACACACACACACACACACACACACACACACACACGUUCAUGUGCAGAUAUACAACACAGACAGGCAAAGGGUUUUCAGGCCUACAUACAAACACACAAACACAAUCAGCAGAGGAUUUUUACUAUGGGUGUAUAGAUAAAAGCCUCAGUGUCAUUUAUUU
Molecule: messenger RNA, 2201 nt
Organism: Sander lucioperca (pikeperch)
Lineage: Eukaryota; Metazoa; Chordata; Actinopteri; Perciformes; Percidae
Product: high mobility group protein HMGI-C
Exons: 6
Coding region: 296-655 (119 amino acids)
Biological process (GO): regulation of DNA-templated transcription
Cellular component (GO): chromatin; nucleus
Molecular function (GO): transcription coregulator activity; DNA binding
Source: RefSeq, a predicted model, not a curated record